AUGUUGCUCGCCUGGGCUUCGAGCGAGGGCGAGGUCUGCCGGCGCGGCCAGCACGGACCGCGGUGCGCGGGCGACGCCGAUUGCGCCGGCGUCGAGUAUUGUGUCCGUUGCGCACAGUCGGGCUUUUGCACGGACGUGCCUCUCCCCGGAGGAGGGACGCCGCGUCGCGAUGGCAAGAUGGACUGUGGCGAGGGCGUGCCGCUCUGCGGCGUCCUCACCCUCGAGACUGGCUACGGCGGCGGCUACUACCACCACGCGCAUCCGUCUGUCCACGGGCUGUGGCCGCAGCUCGAGUUCGAGCAGCACGAGUGGUCGAAGCACGGCACUUGCGCCGGCGCCGCGGACGCGGACGACUUCUUCGCCCAAGUCUGCAACCUCUCCUCCGCACCGCUCGCCCUGCUGUCGGCGGAGCGCCAGAAGGGCGGCUCCCUAGCAGACAUGACCGCCGCGCUCAAGCAGGAGGGCCACACUGCGGGCUACCCGCUGCGCACUGUCGACCCGCCUCACUCGCAGCUAGAGCUCUCCGCCUGCGCCUCACGACGACGGCCGGGGAUGGUCGCCCUCUGCUCGGAGAGGGUACCUAUGAGAGGGCAUGGCGAGCACGGCCCUGCGUGCGAGAGCGACGUGGACUGCGCGCACGUCACUGGCUGCGUCCGCUGCGCGCAGUCGGGCUUCUGCACAGACGUGCCGCUGCCGGCUGCCGAGUGA
Emiliania huxleyi CCMP1516 is the source of this 708-nucleotide messenger RNA. RefSeq lists its product as hypothetical. Lineage: Eukaryota; Haptophyta; Isochrysidales; Noelaerhabdaceae. The coding region runs from base 1 to 708 and encodes 235 amino acids. Gene Ontology annotation, molecular function: RNA binding; ribonuclease T2 activity. The record is from RefSeq and is a predicted model, not a curated record. The transcript is spliced from 6 exons.